AUGGGCCUGUCCUUGUAUGCUAUGCAAACAACCAAACUCUCUAAUCGUAUCGUCACCAAAAUUGAUGGUUUGGUGCGUAAUUUCUGGUGGUACUUUGAAAAAGGCAACCAUGGGCUUCACCUAAAAGCUUGGGAUAAGCUUUGCCCACCCACAUCUCUUGGGGGCCUUGGUUUUCAGAAAACUAGAGAGAUGAACCAGGCUUUUCUGGCGAAAUGGGGGUGGAACAUUCUUAAUGGAUCUCAGUCUCUGUGUUGCCAAAUUUUGGCAGCUAAAUACCUUAAAGGGAAGCAUUUCCUUAACUGUAGCUAUAAAGAUUCAGAUUCUUGGUUUUGGAAAAAUAUUGUUAAAGCCAAGUCAAUAUUAAGGAAGGGUGCCUAUAAAUUGGUGUCAGAUGCCUACCUAUCUCAGGAUGUGGAUAGGGCUCCCCAAUGUGAGGUUGCCCCUUUAUUUUGGAACAAGCUAUGGAAUAGUAAAAUUUUGGAGCAUCAUAAGAUUCUUUGGUGGUGCAUCCUGUCUAGCGCUCUCCCAACUUGGGUAGUGAUCAGGUCUUCUCCUUGGGGUAUUUAUCAUGUGUGUGAUACCGGUAUUCGCAUGUGGGACUGGAUCAAAUUUAUUUGGGAUCUUAAACAUAGAGGAAUUCCUGCUUAUGAGGUUUUCUUUUAUGCUUUGAUUAUUGUUGACACCAUUUGGCGAAUUUGCAACGAUAAGGUACACAAUCAUUCUUCUGUUGAUGUGAAGAAGUGUAUUGACUCUAUUUGUACUUCUUUUGUAGAUUUACAUGCUUCUAUUUUCCCUUCCCCUACUUCGUGCCUGAAGGAGGACUGGCAUCCUCUCCAUUAG
Molecule: messenger RNA, 840 nt
Organism: Cannabis sativa
Lineage: Eukaryota; Viridiplantae; Streptophyta; Magnoliopsida; Rosales; Cannabaceae
Exons: 3
Coding region: 1-840 (279 amino acids)
Source: RefSeq, a predicted model, not a curated record